Heterostelium album PN500 is the source of this 1755-nucleotide messenger RNA. Its product is annotated as putative Glutamate carboxypeptidase II. Lineage: Eukaryota; Evosea; Eumycetozoa; Acytosteliales; Acytosteliaceae. Gene Ontology annotation, biological process: proteolysis. The transcript has 3 exons. Bases 1 to 1755 code for a protein of 584 amino acids. Gene Ontology annotation, molecular function: metalloexopeptidase activity. The record is from RefSeq and is a predicted model, not a curated record.
AUGGAAAAUAAUAGUCAAUCUACUUCAAUGUUACAAUAUAUAUAUUCACCAAGGUGUAUGAGAGGAUCUGGACUGGUGAUUGGAAUAUUAGCAUUGCUUUUCUCUGUAAUUUUACUAUCAAUUUCUCUUUCCAAUUCUUUAGAUCAUUCAGCUGGUAAUGAUAAUAAUGAAAAUACAAGCUAUGAAAAUAAUAAAUUACCUCUCUGGGUAUUAGAUAAUAUAAAAUCGAAUAGAAUAAGAGAAAAUACGAUCAAACUGUCGUCCGAUGUCUUUCAAGGCAGAGAGCCAGGCACUCUUGGUGAGCAAAUGGCCGUUGACUUUGUACAAACUGUAUUUCAAACGAUUGGAUUGGAACCGCAUGGUGACAACGAUUCCUAUAUUCAAAAGGUUCCAAUCUAUUCUUUCAAGUUGGAAAACCCACAGCUCAAGAUAGAUUCAACUGAUUACACUUUUCUUGUAAAUUAUACACUUUCCACCGAACUUCGUCAAGAAUCAGUCAGUUUAGAUUCUAUUCCAAUGGUAUUUGUAGGAUAUGGUAUUGUAGCACCAGAGCACGAUUGGAAUGACUACAAAAACGUCGAUGUAAAAGACAAGAUAGCUGUAGCAUUUUCAGAUAAUCCCAGUACAUUCAGUAAUAAUUAUGGAAGAGCUACAGUCAAAUAUGAGUUUGCUAGACAACAUGGAUGUGCUGGUCUAUUAUUUAUCUAUAGUAACACAACCACUCUAAAGGUUGUGCCAUGGGAUCCAUUGGUCCAGCAAUAUGCGAUCCAACAGAUUGUCCUUAGUGAAACAGUUUAUAAGAAUCCACUACAGGUUAAAGGUUGGUUGUCCUAUCCCAAUUCUGUUCAAUUGGCCGCGGAUGCAGGCGCUACUCUUGCCCAAUGGGAAAUAGCUGCCAAUUCCAAAUCAUUCCAGCCAAUCCAAUUAAAGAAUAAGUAUUCUGUAACUUUUAAUAUAAAUGGUACAGUUAAAGACAGUCAAACGGUAAUUGGUGGAUUUGUAGGAACUAAGAAUCCAAGUGAAGUAGUAGUAAUGAUGGCUCAUCAUGACCAUCUUGGAACUCUUAAUGUUGGUGGUAAGACACAGAUCUUCCAUGGAGCAGUUGACAAUGCAGCAGGUGUUUCGAUAUUGAUGGAAGUUGCAACGGCACUUGGAUUAUACCAGAAAAUAGCCUCUACGCCAACCUUCUCACAAGUGGGACCGAUAGCCACAUUCGAGCGUACUGUCCUUUUUAUUAGUGUGACAGGCGAGGAGUAUGGAUUCCUCGGUUCACAAUAUUUUUUGAAUCAUCUUCCACGUGUGGUCGCCAAUCAAAGUAGUAUCGUUGCAAUGGUCAAUUUCGACACUGCCAACGUUUAUAAUGAAACAACCGAUGUCGUUUCUCUAGGUUUUGGAUUCUCAAAGCAACUCGACCAAGUGCUCAAUGUAUCGGCUGCCGACGAAAAUAUGACGGUUUCUCAAGAUAUAUUUCCAAAUCUCGACUUUUUGUAUAGAACUGACGAAUUUCCAUUCUUACAAAGUGGCAUACCAGCUACUACACUUUCUAUAGGUCAACAUUUUAUCAACCAAUCGAUCGAAUACUACCAGCGUAUACUUAUCACCUAUCUAUCCACACGAUACCACACACCCAGCGAUGUGGUGCUCGAUGAAUAUACUUUUUUAGGUACUGUUCAACAGGCUCGAAUCGCCGCCAGACUUAUUUAUUAUCUUGGAAAUUCCAAUAUCAAACCAAACAUGACCAGUUCAAUUCAAUAA